AUGACUGACUCCUUACAACUCAAGCUACUGGAGUCUGAAUCUGUUUUUUUAGCGGUGUGUAAGGAGGUGGCCCAUCAAAGGUCAUUGUACUACAUGACCGUUGACAGGCCCCCAGCAGUGGCUCGCCAGCCUGCUGGUGUCCUGCAAGUAACCCCAGGCAGUGCAUGUCAAUGGGGGGCUGUGUUCAAUGAAGCCCGACUUUGGUGUUACCGCAGGUUUACCGGACCAGCAACAAUCACGAAGCUAAGCAUAGCGGCUGAUUCUACUACCCUGUGGUUUUCAGUUGCCGCGCCUGCACAGAGCCUUGUACGCCGCCUAGUCACCCGCUCUUUGGCCAUUGUUAUGAUCCCCAACACUUGUCCUGCAAUAACGGGAGAACAUUUCUUACGUGCAGGUCCUGUGCGGGCAAUCCACCGAGGGGAUAUGAGUGCGAGGACUGCCAAGGCGAUGGAUUUAAUAUAUACGUAUGCGGACAUUGCCAGCAUGCACUUGUAUCCGCGGGAGCAAGUAUUCGACAGUUUACGAAUUGCCCAUCGACAGCUAGCGCGCCUACCAUCAAACCCUCGCAAUCAUCUUCCCUUGACCACUCUCCAGGCCUUAACAACUUAG
This is a messenger RNA of Microsporum canis CBS 113480, 609 nucleotides long. RefSeq lists its product as uncharacterized. The record is from RefSeq and is a predicted model, not a curated record. NCBI's taxonomy places the organism in Eukaryota, Fungi, Ascomycota, Eurotiomycetes, Onygenales, Arthrodermataceae. The transcript has 7 exons. Bases 1 to 609 code for a protein of 202 amino acids.